AUGGCGAUGGACUUCUUGCGGCUACUACCGAUAGGUGAUGCAAGCAGCUCCUCAGCACAGGCCGGCUCGCGGGACAUGGCGCUUGCCAGUGGGAGCUCUGCACUCCAAGAUGAGGAUUCUACAAUCGACGACCUGAUGCGGCUCAUCGAAGAUGGUCCGGGAGUCGACUCUUGCAGGGACCAAGACGUCGACGAGCUGCUCAAGUCCUUGCAGCCCAAAGAAGGUUGGAAGAAUUGUCGUGCCCACGCCUGCAAGAAGUCCAUGUCCAUGUCUCAUAUGGUCUCCGAAACGUACCAUUGCAAGCAGUUGCACGCCCUGAACCAGUCGCUGGAAAUGGAGAACGCUUCCAUGCGUCUUAAGUUGUCCGAUGUCGAGCAGACACUACUCCCUCCGCGGCGGGAUUUCGAGGUGUUCACCUGCGCCGUGUCAACACCUGAAGUUGCAGAGGUCGUCCAGCCAAAAGCUCCGAAAGACGUCUUCUUGCGUCCCGAAAGCGAUGACGAGGUGCAGCUGCCGGCGCCUAAAAGAACCAAGCAGGCAAACAGCUCGGAACUGUGGAUGGAGACGGGCGGGCCGUGGGACGCGGUGGCAAUGAGUGAUGUGGCGAAGCCCACCGACCUAGUAGGCUCCGUGCAGCAGUGGAAACAGGUGCUGGAGGACAGGUCGGGCUCUGUGACAGCACUCCGCCAUGCCCUGGACGAGCUUCGCAAGCUCGGAGCACUGCCUACGAAGAUCCUGCAAGAGACUAAGGUUGGUGUCGUGGUGAAUCAACUGGGCAAGGAUGCCGGCACCCACGAAGAGGUCCGAAAUGCGGCGCGGGCUCUGCUGGCGGACUGGAAGGAGAUGCAUCGCAAGCGCACGAGGGAACCACAGGAACCUGUUUCAGCCGCCGCAAAGAAGCCGAAGCAGGCCACGGAAGGGGCCGAAGCAGUCCAUGUCGAUUCUUCAGCUGCGGUCGGCGCGGCUGGCGUGGUUGGGAAGCUGGGGCAACAAAGGCAGAAAGUCUUGCAGAUGCUGGAGGUGGCCCUGACCUUGGGGAAUGCUCCCAAGGAUGCCCCAAGGGAUGCUCCGAAGGAUGCCGCGCAUGCCUUGGCAGAGGCCGUCGAGGAAGCGCUGCAUGCCCAGCUGGGCUCCGACAAGGCCUACAUCAACCAGUCACGGGCCAUCUUGUUUAACCUCAAGGACGCCAGCAACGGCUCCUUUCGGCAGAAGCUGCUCGAUGGAAGCCUGGAACCCCACCGACUGCCGCGCAUGAGCAGCGAAGAGAUGGCCAGUGACCUGAGGGUGGCUUCGAGAGCCGAGCUGCGCCAGCAAGCUUUGCAGGAGUCGGCGGUCAAGGCGCCCGCGGAGCGUGUGACCGAUGCGUACACCUGCGAACGAUGCAAAGGAAAGCAGUGCACCUAUGUCAUCGUGACGCCAACUUCCUGCGUGAACGGGGAGCACAGUUGGACCUCGAUUUCAUCCGGGAAGAAGCGUGCGGGGCCGUCCGUGGACCGCAAGACGUCGCAGCUCUUCUGCGAGUUCAAGGCCAGAUCAGUGAAGCCGGCGGAUCCCAACCACCAUCUCACUUCUGCGAAGACAGAGAAAGGCCUGGCCUGCUUCCCUCAUCAGUGUCACCCAUGGAGCCGGCGGCUCCGCAUCCGUGGCAGCCCGGGUGGAGACAGCCUCCGGGCCAUCGGUGUGGCGCCCUCCCGCAUGACGUCCUUCCAGACUUUCCGAGACAUCGAUGAUGACGAUCCGGAGCACAGUAUGGAUCCGGAGUACGUAGAUGCGAAGAGCAUGCGCUUCGACACACUGGUUUCGCAUCGUCUACAACUGAUCACCGACACCAGGCUCGCAGACGACAACUUCUUCCACAAGGGCGAGUGGUAUCAGACUCUCUCACUCUGCGGAUCACUGGAAGAAAACGCUGCGGAGAGGCUCUCCGAGGUCAUCGUCAACAGUGUGAUCUUCAAAACCGUGAGCACCCUCGCCAUUGCGGCAAACGCGCUUUACAUUGGCAUCCGCACAGACCAGCAACUUAAAGACAGCUAUCUCAGAAUCAACGGAGGGCAGACGACUCCGAUAUCCAACGCCUUUGAGUAUGCUUUCUUCGUCUGGUUCAGCGGUGAACUGCUCCUGUAUCUGGUUGCCUAUCGCACGAGCUUCUUCAUAGGCAGAAAUUGGCACUGGAACUUGUUCGACCUCUUCUUAAUAGCCAAUGCAGCGCUCGAGCUUCUGAUUCCUGACUUGUUCGCGAACAUGUCCUUCCUCAGAAUUUGCCGCGUUUUUCGACUUGUUCGAGUCGUGCGUCUUGUUCGCACUGUCAAGUGGCUCCGAUCGUUGAGGACGAUGUUGUUUGCCAUGAUCAGCUCACUGGGAUCCCUGAUAUGGGCGUUCGUGAUGAUUUGCUUCAUUAUGUUCGUGUUUAGCAUCAUCUUUGGCAACGCUGCUGUGGCCUACUUUGAGAAUGUGAGCUCAACUGAUCAAACCGACCUGGACAAUGCCGAGGCGGUGUAUGACACCUUUGGAAGCAUCUACGAAUCCUUCGUAACAUUGUUCGGUGCCAUAUUCGGAGGGACGGACUGGAUGAUGUUUCAGCCCAUCUUACGUUUGCUAGGCUCUGAUGGUUAUGGUGAGCUGUACUUCUGCAUGUUCCUUUUUUACAUCGGCUUUUGCUUGGUUGGACUUCUGAACGUGGUCACGGGUAUCUUCGUUGACAGUGCUGUCACAACCCGAACGGAAGACGAGGUGGUGGACUCGUACCGCGAAGAUUUGCAAAGAACGUCAGACGAAGUCAAGCGUAUCUUUCAUUCGGCGGACAUCGGGGACUCUGGCCGGUUGACUUUAGAGGCGUUUUCCCAGUGUUUGAAGCAGAACGCUUGGGUUGCAGCCUAUUUUGCUGGCCUGGAUAUUGGAGCAGAUGAUGCAGGUACAAUCUUCACCUUGAUGGACACGAAUAACAGUGGCGACAUCACAGUAGAGGAGUUUGUGCAAGGCACCAUGAAGCUCAAAGGGCAUGCGAAGAGCAUUGAUAUCUUCGCUAUCAUGUUCGACAUGACCCGCCUCGGGUUGCAAGUCCAGAAGCUCUGCUCUCUCGUGGAGGAUCAGUUUCGCGACGUAAAGCGCCACUUGCCCGACAAAGACUGGGGUCCUCCUGGUCUUGCGAAGUGGGGUCUACAUUGA
Symbiodinium natans is the source of this 3165-nucleotide messenger RNA. Lineage: Eukaryota; Dinophyceae; Suessiales; Symbiodiniaceae. The record is from the annotation of a GenBank genome assembly.